Molecule: messenger RNA, 1195 nt
Organism: Oncorhynchus kisutch (coho salmon)
Lineage: Eukaryota; Metazoa; Chordata; Actinopteri; Salmoniformes; Salmonidae
Gene: commd7
Product: COMM domain containing 7
Exons: 9
Coding region: 75-677 (200 amino acids)
Biological process (GO): tumor necrosis factor-mediated signaling pathway; negative regulation of DNA-templated transcription
Molecular function (GO): NF-kappaB binding
Source: RefSeq, a predicted model, not a curated record
GCAAGAUAGCUUCAUUUGAGUAUACCAUCACGGAAGUAGCCACUAAAGUAAACAUUUCCAGGCCGACAGCUAUAAUGUUGCAACUGCAAUUUACCAAAGAUACUUUACCAGAUUCUGUGAGCAAUGACUUUCAGAACUUGAACAAAUUCAACGAACAGCAAUUCACAAGUCUGACUGAGAUUCUUUUCAAUUUCCUGUUGGAGCCAAAAGAGGCGGACAGGUUCCUGCAUCAGCUGAGUGAGUUUGCAGGAGAGAAUGGGAUGAGUGCAGGCCCACUGAGGAACCUCAUGAAGAGCCUCCUGCUGCUUCCCCAUGGUUCCCUGAAGAAAAAUCUAACAGAAGACCAAGUCAAAGAGGACCUUCUCACUUUAGGAGUCAGUGAAGACAAGGCAGACCAUUUUUCACAACAGUGGAGCCUCCACUACCCUGUGUUGUCCAGGCUGGCUGUUGGACAGACACUGAUGGUCAACCAGCUGGUGGACAUGGAGUGGAAGUUUGGUGUGACCGUGGGGACGAGUGAACUUCAGAAAGUUGGAAACACCUUUCUACAGCUUAAGUUGGUCAUCAGAAAGGGGAACUCAACUGAAAAUGUCUACAUGGAGUUGACCCUCCCCCAGUUUUACAACUUUCUCCAUGAAAUGGAGAGGGCCAAAGCCAGUAUGGACUGUUUCAGCUGAGCCUGAUCGCCAGUAGCAAGAGCAUGUACUGAAUAUGUGUCCUAGAGGGGCAGCAGAAAACAAAAGAGGAGAUGGAAGUGAUUGACACUGGAUGGAUCCCAAUUGGCACUCUAUUCCCUUUAUAGUGAACAGGGGCAAUUUGGGGCAUGCAUGCAGUUCAAAAUAGAACAUACUGAAUCUGAAUGAACCUUCCAGGUUCUCACAUACCAACAUUUCAAUAUGUCUUUUGUGUUAUUUUGACAUUUGUCUUUUGAAAUGUGCACAAUUGUUUUGCAGUAGUGAUUUUGUGUGCAUUAGUAACUGUCUGUUUGUUUUGCGAGAAAGUAUUAUAUUGUAACCCAAUGACUUUAAUUCCAUUGGCUGUCACGACAAGUGAUGUGAGGCAUACGUGUCACAAUUUUUUGCAAUCUCUCAUUUAUAUUACUGAUUUGCUUAACUUUAUUUUUAACAAAAUCAAAUGGAAAAUGAUUCACACUUGCACUUACUUUUUUCUCUCCAAAUAAAGUAUUCAGAUGUCA